AUGGCCGGCAGAGGCGUCGGCAGCGGCCCGCAGCCGCCCGCCGUGGCGCAGCCGCUCGGUGGCGGUCACCUGUACCCCUUCGUGAGCGCGGAGAGCGAGGGGCCCGAGGAGGAGGGCGAGGUGUCGGAACUGCGGCCGCGGGGCAGGGAGAAGGUCCGGCGGAGCGCGUCGAGGGACAGGCUGGAUGAUAUCGUCCUGCUGACAAAGGACAUCCGGGAAGGGGACACGCUGAACGCGAUCGCGCUGCAGUUCUGCUGCUCGGUUGCAGAUAUCAAGAGACUUAACAAUCUUAUCAACGAUCAAGAUUUUUUUGCCCUGAGGUCUAUCAAAAUUCCAGUGAAAAAGUUCAGUGUAUUGACUGAAACGCACGUGUCUCCAAAAGGAAAACCAGCUCUUCGGCCUGCUCUGUGUUCCCCAGAAGUACAGGAAACAUCUCUUUGUGAUAAAUUCUCUGCUAAUGAGACUGCUGGCAACUUCUUAAAAGAAGUCGAUCGAGAUAUAGAAGAAAUAGUGAAAUCUAAUGAUACAAAGAGAGAGAAUCUGAAUGAAGUUGUUUCUGCUUUAGCAGCCCAACAGAUCUGUUUUGAAACUGAUGGUAAAACUAAAAAAUGCAAGGAUCCUUACUACGGAGCAGACUGGGGUAUAGGAUGGUGGACAGCAGUAGUGAUUAUGUUGAUUAUUGGCAUAGUAACUCCAGUUUUUUAUCUCCUGUAUUAUGAAGUUCUAGUGAAAGCAGAUGUCAGUCAUCAUUCUCCAAUGGAAUCUUCCCAUUUGUUUGUCACAGCAGUAUCACAUCAGAAAGAAAUAGAAAACGGAAUAAAUCCAGCAAAUAUUAUGAAAGUUGAUAAUCAAGGAGACAUUCAGCAUUAAUAAUGGAAGAUCCUAGACAACUGUUAUUUGUAGAUACAUAACAUAACCUUAUGUAAAGGGCAAUCCACAGAAUGCAAAAUGCACUUGGAAUGCAGAAAAUGUGUACUGAUGUGUGACUUGCCUUUAUAGGUAGUGUUCCACUACAAGGAUAUUUCUGGGGAUCACAUAAUCUCUGAAUAUGGCUGUGACAGGCAAUUUGCAAGACUGGGGUGUAAAUUGAGGUAUGAAGUCAUCUCUGAAGCUUUGCACUUUUUUCUAUUUUGAUAGGCUUGUUUCUUAAUUAAUGAUGAGGUGAAAAAAUGUAGUUCAAACUAAUACACAAGGAGUCUCACUGUGAGUGUGUUUUACAGCCCAGAAAUGGGCAUAUGGGGAUAUCUAACUUUUAAACAUCUGAAAAUAUUUAUAGAAUUGAUAGUACACUUGACAUUUUAAUAUCAGGUUUACAGUUGUAAGUUAAAAUGAUGUUCUCAUAAGUUUAUCUUUCUUAUAGAGUAAGGUUUUUUUUAAAACUCAAUCAUUCCAUAAUUAAUUGCCACUAUGAAGUUCUUUUUUACAACUGACUAUUACAGAGGCAGUAGCAAAUACUUAAACUGGAAUCUUGAAAUCUUGAGCCUAUGGUCAACCUAUUCUUUAGUACUUUUCAGUAUAGGCACUAGGGUAAUUUGCUUUUCUCUGUGUGCCUGAACACAGUCCAGUUAGGAGUCUUCCUGAAACUUUACAUUAUUCCUUGGUGUCCUGCUGAAAACUGACUGGAUUGCAUUCUCAUCUGGUCACCUGUGUGUAGAAUGAAAGAAGUGCAGAAGUGUGGCACCAUGCUGUAACUGCCCCCGUAGUCCUUAUUUUCUGCUAAUAGGCUUAUUUUUUUUCCCCCUCCAGUUAAUCUCAGUUCAGGACCAACUGAUUCUUCAGACAGCAGUAAUUUGGGUACUGAGCAUGCUAAUAUUGGUCUCAUGCCCAUGAACCUCAAGCAUUUAACUUUUUCCUGAAAUAUCCUAGAAAACUUCAAAUUAUAUUUAAUGCCUGCUAGCAAAUUGCAGCAGAAUAGACAGCUUGCACCUUCAGAUUUGUUCUUUACAUAUUAGUGUUUUCAUUAACAAUUCUGUUUUUGAAUUUUUCUCUUGGAGCUUCAUGAUCAACUUUGGUUCUCCCCUCUUUUUUUCUUCUCCAUCUGAAACUGCUACAAGAUUAAAAACAAAACAAACAAAAAAACAAUUUAAAACCGCACACCUCUGGACUCUUCAUACCGAAAGGAGGUACUUGUGUACUCAGAAUACUUUUAAAUAAAAACUGAGAUGGUGCCUGUAAUUCUUUUUGUUAUAUUUGCCUUGUGGACCAAGAAUUCCAUUGCCCUGUUGAAAAUAGUAUUUAUUACCAAAACCCAAGAUAACAUACUUGAUUAGGAUUUAAAAAGAAAGAAGUGAAAAAACAGUAUCCUCUAAACUACUAUUGUAAACUUCCCAAUGAGUGUCUUGACGAUGUAUACACAGUAUAAAAAGUCAGGAAAAGUAAAUGUGUUAUAACUAUUGAGGUAUUCCAAAAUGCUUUACCCGAUUCUGAGAGUAAAGACUUAGGCCCCAUCUAUUCUUGGGGCACCUGUUGCCCCAAGAAGCUGAGCAGAUAGUCUUCACUGGCAUGCCAAGUGUAUGAACAAGAAUUGGCUAACUUGUAUUAUAUUGAAAUUGAGGCAGGCCAAAGAAAAAUUGUGUACAGUUAGGUACCUGCACAAUGAUCUGUGACUGUUGAACGUUUUGAUUAAAGGAGCAUCUGUGGAGUUAGUGAGCCUACUCAUAGCCUCCACACUAGAAAAGGGAUUUCAAACAGCAUGAACUUGAUGGUUUGCAUAACAUUUGUUUUCAAAGAUCUUUUCCAGUGGUUGUUCUUUUCAUUAAGAGAAUAUGCCAGUAAGUCAAGCAUAAACACUGAGGUAGCAGUUCUAAUGCUGUAUGAAAAAAUGCUUCACAAAGUAAUUUAUGGUGGCUAAAGUGGUAACAGCUCUCAUGGUUAAAACUUUAAAAGGUGACUCGCUCAGACAAGAAAGCUUCAGCACAUAAAAACAAAUGUUUUCUAUAUAGGAUGAAACUUGGUAUAUAAUGCAUCAUUUUUUUUGCUGCAAGUGUUUUUAUUGUUUUGCUCCUUCUCCCAUCAUUCUGUUUUUGAAACUUACCAGUUCUAAUACUUUAUCCUUCAUUUCUUAUAAAUUGAACAAAGAACAUUAAAUUAGCUAUUGUGAUGAUGCAGCAUAAGCCUAAUUUACAGCACAUACCUGAACUGACGGUUACUAAAUUGCUACUGGUGCAGAAGUGAAAUGAACUGCAAUUAUGGUCUGAUUAGGUCAGGAAAGUCUCUGACCUGUUGAUGCAUUGAUACAGAGGCCUGUAGUGAUACAGCUGAAGAGUCCUCUAGUGUGUCCCAGACUUUGGGCUUUCACAGUGCCAAAGAUGUGUGGCAUACUGGCACUGAGUUAAGGGUGAUGUGCCUUGAUUUACCGUAGGACAAGCAGUUUGAUUGGACUAUAUUCCACUCUAACCAAGAGCGUGGCAUGUUUUUACAUAUGUAUUAUGUAGCAUAUUUCAUACAGUACAUUUUUAAUUUGAAUUAACUUUAUCAGGAAGAUACAGUAGAUCUCUUUUCAAGACUGUAGGACUCCUGAUCCUGGUAAUGUACAACCAUCAAGCUUGGCUUUCUGCAGAAUGUGGGGAUCUUUACAGCUUUUUUACAAAAUACAACACAACUGGUAAUUCAUCAUUACAUGUCAGCCCUGAAUAAACAGGGUAACUGCUCUAUGAGGAACUUAAUUCUGAUUGAAGUUAAAAUCUGUGAAGUUAGUCUUUUAGAAGCUGACUUCUUAAACAAAUAAACAAAAGAAACCCCAAAAGCAAACAAAAAAAGAGCCAAACUCCCUCACAAAAACAUGGAAUAAUUGAGUUGUAAAUCACUUUUUGGAUUAAUGCAACACAUUGUUCAGGAAAUGGGUUUUAAACUUACAGUGUUGGAUCAUAUAAAAUCUAAAUGUUUUAAGUCUGGUAUACUUUGGAGUAAGUUCUCACAAAUAGUCUUUGUAAGUUUUAUAAGGGCUGAAAAUACAACUUUGUGAAAUACUUCUGAGUGAGGAUGCAAGUCUUAUUUUAAAUACUUUUGCUCCUCUGCUUUUCAAAGAACGUAAUAUAUGUAAAAUAAAGAUUUUAUUAUGGACUGCAGUGAAAAUAGUGCAUCUAAUAUAUUUUUAGUUUUACAUACUUUGCAUGUUUUACUACAGCAGGCCACUACUUGUAUUUGUUUAGGCCAGUUUUUAUGUAUGAUGUACAGUAAAAAUUCCUGGCCAGCAAGUACUUUGUUGGCAGUAGCUGCAUAUAGCAUUCCUAUCUAGCAUACCAUAACUGCAGCCUUAAUGGUUUAUUCUGUUCAUGCCUUGUAAACUUUGAACUUUUCUGCAUAAAUUUCAGACAACUUGUUAGUUCUCAGAAACAGGUAUGAAUAACUGAGGGAGGGAUCAAUGACGUUCUUAGAUGGUGAGAUGACACUGAAAGCAAUAUAAAUUAAGAUUUGAAUAUAUGCCUGUCCAAAAUUGAAAUCUGCUGAAAACCAAAGAAGAGUCAUAAGCUUUGUUGGCAUUAUAGUCUUGCAAUGAAUUCUAAACAAUCAGAAAAUCAGCUUCUGAAAAGAGGUGCAAGCAUUACACUUCUGAAAGAGCACAAUCUCACCUCUUUUCAUAAGUGCCUUAGCACUGUGUCUUGCAGUACUUGUUCCUAAUUGAUGACCUUAUUUACCAUAGCUAAACUAAUCCUGGAGGGUCCAACCCAAGACUUUGCAAUUCCCUCUGGAGGAAGAGGUGACUGCAGUUUACCUCUUAAAGGACUCAAAAUUACUUGAUUUUUAAAAGAGUAAUGUUUCUCAACAGUAGUUGCAGUAGAAAGUGCAAUAGGAAGGCAGUUACCCAUUAGCAGAAUGAUGAAUGGUGAAAGUAAUUGGUCCUCAAGAAUUACUGUCUGCUGCAGAAUAAGAUAUUGUACUUGUUCAGGCAAGCCACAACUUGUCAACAAAUUGUUACUCAUGCAGUAACUCUUUUCUAGUGUUAAUUUUAUAGUUCCAUCUUUGACAAAAAGGAUUUACAUUCCUUUUGUAGGGGGCAAGGAGUCUUAUCGUUCAUCUUGCAUGGGGAGAACAGCUAACAGAAGCAGUUAUAGUCACAGCAGGUGAAUUCAGUUUUCACCAUACUUUCCUCAUUCACAUCUUCCAUCUGUGUUUUGUAUAUCACACAAAAGAAACGGGCACACACAUUCAAGAAACAGCUGCUGCUAUGUGUGCUGUUAAAAAAGAAAUUAACUGGCAGAAUACAUUUCCUGUGCAAUGCAGCUGAAUGUUUAUUACACCUUGCAGUCAACAACACUUCAAAUUAAAAGUGGUAUACCUCUGAGGUGUGACCUGCAUAGAAUUUUAGUUUAAUUUCCUUUAUAUAUGAUAGGUAUUUUAUCAUAAUAUUUGAAAAUUACACCUUAAGGACCAAAUUCUUGCUGCAUACAGACGUUCACAGAAUAAUGUUCCUGGUCACCAGUGAGGUGAAUUACCUUUUCAAAGAAAAUAAAACCUCAAAACCAACCAACAAAGAAAGCCCAAAACCCCUGAUUGCUAAUAAUGUAGUAGAAAUAAAAUAGUAUUUUUUGCUAUCAAAAAACUAAGAUACAGAGAAUGUGCUGUCACAGUUUUCUUCAAAUAUCUAAUCUCACUAAUAACACUAUUUCAACCCUGCAGCUGUUGGUUCUCAAAUAAAAAGGAUGUUUCCAAACAUUCAGCUUUUUCUUAGCAUUCUCUUUAUUUUUCAAAUUCAAACAUGCAUUAAAAUACCACAUUCCUUUCCUAUAUUUAGGGGUUUAUUAUUGCUUUUUUUAUCUGUUUCUGUCUAGUUUGUUCUGUAGGAAAGUAAACAAGUACAUCAACAAUUACAUAGAUAACUAUCAUCUGCCAGCUCACUUUACAGCUCUAGGUAAGAAAGUAUUGCCCUAACAGGUGGAGAAACUGAGGCAAAGGGCUCAAAUUUUCAUCACUAGUGAGUGCACCAGUCUAAAGCAGGCAUCCAUAAUUUCUUAAAUUCUGCCAUAUAUUCCUUCUAAGCCAAAUAAUCCUUAAUUAUGGUUUAUGCUGAUUCAUAAAGGGAAUAUAUUUUACUGUGUUCCUUUUUACCAAAAUACUAAAGGCAUUAUGUUCUAACUAGACAAAUGGUCCUUCAAAUUAUUGUCAUGUUAUUUGCCUAUAUUACCAAGGUCCUUCCAAGUCAGUUUAUAUGGAAGUACAUAGUUGUCAAUUGUUUUCUGUUACCUGAACUCAGAAGUUUACAUAAAGUUCUUCAGAGGAGUCAGCUGCCAACAAGCAGUUUAUGUCCAUAAAGACUAUAUGUAUUUUUUUUUGCAGUGGUCAUCAAGAACUUCAUUAUUUGUUUCAAGAUUUUACUGUUGAGGCAUAGAAUUGAGUAGUGCAAGACAUCAUUUCUAGUAAAAUGCAUACUUUUUGGUUUUGUGCAGAGGAAACGCAAUGGCAUAAAGCUUACUCUAGGCAUUCCAGAGGACCUUAAAAAGACAUGUCUGCAAAACACUUCGCAAAAGAGCAAAACAAAGGAUUCCCUAUCCUCUUUUACAGCAUAGUACAGUUAAACUCCAAUGUGUUUUUGGAGAAUCUCCUUAAAACCAAGACAGCUAAAGCAUUAAGUCGUUGAUACUCAGCCUACCUCAGGAAUUCUGCUUCAAGUAAUAUAAGGCUGGAACAGUGUAACAGGUAGAAACAACAGCUACUGUGUUGCUUUAACCGUAUUGCCAUCACUGACAGCACCAAAGGCGUCUCCAUCUUCAAAACAGGAAAAAAAUGUAGUCAUUUUCCUAAACCAAUGAAAAAAAAUCACUGUGUGUAGAGAAGACAAUUUAUAGAAGAAAUAUGAUUUGAACUGCACUUGAGCACCCACACUUUCAAACAAUAAUAGAUUCUUGAGAAAGAAAAAGAAAAAUCUUGUAGUGAAGUUUCGAUAUAUAUGAAACAACAGGCAUCACUCUUUUAGUGAUGAAAAGGAGUGAUUGUAUUGAUCGUGUCAGAACACAUUCUUGUGUACAAGAUCUUUUUUCAGAGCUCUUUGUGAGUAACGAGUCUAGAACACUCACUUAAAUUUACAAUACAGUGUAGCAGAAAAAAGAUCAUGAAUGCAAUAAUUUCUUCCACAACAACUCUGCCUUACUGGGAGCUAUGGACAUGUCUUUGCCAGCCAAUACGCUAUCAAUGACUGGGAUCUGACUCCAUGUAAAUAAGAAGCUAACAUUAUACCUCUUCAUGGUCUUCUUCAUCAUAUUCCUCUGGUUCUUCUGCUUCUUCAUCACCUUCUUUGUCUUUUGUUUUGUCUUUCUCCAGAUUUUUCUUCCUUUUCAUCCUUCUUUUCUAGCUCCUGUCACAAAACAAUCUCUUAACAAGAGAAUCCCAUGUUACAGCAACAGCAUGUCCUCCAUACUACUAAAGAGUUAAGAUACAGUUAACUGCAAGACAGUUAGCAUAGCAAUGCUGUGCAAAUGUUGUGUGUCAAUAUUUAAACCAAUAUGAUGUGAAGCACAAGAACUUAAUAAGGAUUUACUUGGUCAAGCAUCAGCCAUAAAAAUCCAUACCCUGUAUAAUAAACUGAGAUUAUUAUUUCCCUUUAAAAUACACUGUUAGAACAGUUGACAGAAGGCCAUGUCAUACUUGACAAAGCAAUACCAUAUACUGUAUUUGGUAAUAGAACUGUUUCAAACAACUGGUGGAUCACCAGGAGGAAAAAUACAAAGCUGGUUCACCUUUAAGGUUCCACUGUCAUAUGGGAAGUAAUUGCCUACAAAACAGAUCACUUCCUAAGUUUCUGUAUGUUUCAUCCUUCUCAACUUACUUGUUUAAGUUCUAACAUCAGUAGAUUGGUGAAACAGCAGCAGAUUUAAAAGCACGGGCACCAGUCCUUCCUGUAAGCUCCAGCAGUAGCUCUACUGCUCACAUUAGGCAGUAUUUCUACCCAGUGAAGAGCAAUUAGUUGUUGUGUUCAGGUACAAACAAGAGCAAAGAAAGUAAUUUCUCCACAACCAGACUAUUCUUACCCUAACCCCUGCACCAUCAUGCUGCAGAACAGUUGUCUGUCAGAGUAACAAGACACAACCAGAAAAACUCUGUGCUGGUUAUUCUGUUUGUACUAAUAAAGAUACUAGGUUUCAUUUUCCUUCAAUUUCUAUUAUAAAAUUUAGAAAUGGUAUGCAUAUUUUACCUCAAUUUUUUUAAUCACAUCCAGAUUACUUUUAGGCUCAGAGCUUUUUUUGCCUUUUCUGUUUUGCACCAGGUGAAGUAAAAUACAUUACUGUUAUUUUUUUUUAACGUGAAAAAGACAGAUUUUCUUGUUUUAUUCUUAGGAGUAAAUUCAUCCUGAGUAUGCCAUGGAGGUCCCAUACUGUCUGUAUUAAAACAACCUUAGACUUUGAGCUACAUCAUUCAUAGAGAUGUAAAUGUCUGAUUUGUGUAAGAAAUGCCUAGAAAGCCAGUCUGAAACACAGUUUGAACAAGUAGUUCACAAAGGCUGGGCUAAAGUAUGACAUUCAGAUUCACAAAAUAAUAGUCACCUAUACAGUUAAAAUAUUUUAAGAAGCUAGAACAAAAUCUCAAUUGUUAUGUUUAAUCAUCCUGGAAAGAUUAAAAACUCAUUUUUACCGAUUUAUACAGGACAUUAAUGAUGGGGCUUCAGACAAGUAGAUGUAAAAAAAAAUGCAGAAGUUCAUUAGCUCUAAAAGAAGACAUGAUUACUAUAGCUACAUGGCUUUUGGACUACAGUUGGCUCUCAUCUAAUGAAUCUAUGUUCUGUAUUUCUACUUAGUCCCCUGAUUCAUGGACAUAUUCUUUAUCACAUUACUCCCUGAUUAACUAUGUGGUGGAGCAAAGAUCAAAAAUAACCCAUAAUUCCACAUGCCCAAGUAAGAGUUACUUGAAUGGCAGCACCCUAAACCAAAGUUCCCCAAAUACUCAAUGAAGCAGAACACCGGGAACUGCUGAGAAAACACCCAUACUUUAUCAAAAGCAUUUGUCAUAAAUAACAUUGAGUUUAUUCCAGUGUUUUGCCUAGGAAAGGAUUAUAUGACUAAAGUACUCACAGAGCUCAGGGCGGGCAAGCUGCUUUGCAAAAACAUGAGUGUCAUCAAAGCAAACACAUCUAGAAUGAAGACUUUCUAGGAGAACAAGCAGAAAGUGCAAUUCAGAACUGUCAUCUCUGCACAAACUGUCUGGCUUUUAGAGAUAAUGCAUAUAGAAUAAAUAGACCUGGGAGAUUUGCCUUUAAAAGCUGGGCAUCUUUGUCCCUUAUAAAUUAGAAACACUGACCCAUUGUUAGAACUUCAAGCAAAAUAGCUCCCUACAUUAUAUACAUUAGAGGUGCAAUGGAAUCCAAUCCAGUCUAAUUUCCAAAAACCUAGUCUUGCAGUACUUGGGCUAAAAUGCAUACAUUUGAGUGCUAUAUUCCUAUGCAUAUGGCUGGCCUACAAUGUCAACUGAAGCCAGAUGACAUUGUUAUUUAUCUUAUUUAUUUAUGGAGUUGUUUGGUUUUUUCAGCAGGUACUGCUGGUAUCUAAUACUGCAUUUCACAGCCCAGGGUCAGUGUGGGAGAGAUAUGGAAUUCUACCCAAAGUUUUGUCACUGAGAAGGCAGAUGGUUAGGUCUUCAGUUAAAACAUUCAGGGAAACUAGAAAGAGGGAGGGGAGUGCGCAAAAGUAAAGCUGCCCCUCUGCAUGGAACUGUACUGCUCCCAAAAUCACUCCUGCAAGCUAAAAAUGUAGAACAGUACCCUGGUUUGAGUUUUUCUGCAAAGUCUGGUGAUUUGUUCACCUUUGUUCCACCAUGGUUAAAGUGUCACCUAUGUUAUCUGUCCUCAAAAUACAACAAAGACAUGUACAGGAGCUCUAAUGGGUCACUGAUCAGCUAUGUACAAACUUCCUGAUUCAUAUGUAACUCUGUAUCAUCAGGAUUCCACAAAAAAAACCCUAAAUACAUCAUCAUGAAUCCACAAAAAACCCCUAACCCAUAGGGUUAUA
Molecule: messenger RNA, 9935 nt
Organism: Pseudopodoces humilis (Tibetan ground-tit)
Lineage: Eukaryota; Metazoa; Chordata; Aves; Passeriformes; Paridae
Gene: LYSMD3
Product: LysM domain containing 3
Biological process (GO): Golgi organization
Cellular component (GO): Golgi apparatus
Source: RefSeq, a predicted model, not a curated record